CUUUAAGAAGGGGCGUGGCUUCUCGGUACGUUUCUAUUGCUGCUUCCGUGCAGCUCAAUGCGGAAGACAAACAGGGAUCAACUCAUUCCUAAUAAACUCCGAAACCGGACCGAAAGAAAGUUCCCAAGGAGUUGCGAUUGAGACCUGAAGUAUUUCACUUGUCAGGUCAAAAAUCAUAACAUGUGGCCAAAUCAAGGUCCUCCCCCUCCAGUGGGCCCACCAAACCCUGCCUAUCCUCCUGGCCACAACCCUGCAUAUCCUGUUGCACCUACAUCAGGAUUCUUCCCACCACCUGGGCAAUAUCCAGCUGGGCAAUAUCCAGCCGGGCAAUAUCCAGCCGGGCAAUAUCCAGCCGGGCAAUAUCCAGCCAUGGUACCACAAGUACCCCCAGGGGGCAUGCCUUAUAGUGCUCAGGGACCCAAUCCUUAUCCUAUGGCUCCGGGUGGAUAUCCACUUGUUCCUCCUGCAGGGGCUCACCCAGGUCCUUACCCGCACUCUCCAAAAGGAGGUCACCAUAAAGGCCAUAAAGGCCACAAAGAUCAUCAUCAUGGAGGGUUAAAUCCCAUGGCCGGAGCAUGCGCCGGAGGAGUGGCUGGAAUGGGAAUGGGAAUGGGGUUGGCCGGACAUAAAGGCCACAAAAAGAUGAAAAAGGUGAAGAAGAUGAAGAAGGCGCAUAAGGGGCAGAAACACGGCAAGUCGUCCAGCAGCAGUAGCAGCAGCAGCAGCAGCAGUGACUAAGACCGAGGCCACAAGGCUUUUUCAGAAGCAAGAGUGCAACCUUUAUAUUAAAAAUAACCACACUAAAGUCAUACUUGUCACUUUAAACAUGAAGUGUACAAUUAAAGCAUUUAAAUAAAAUAAAGAUAGAAAUAAAGUGUUUUAGCAUUUCUCAUUAGAAAUGCAUGCAUGAGCUGUUAACGAUCUCACAGUAUUUGCUGUGUUUACACUCCACCGUGGUGUUUGUGGUGUUUUCAAGUUCCAUUACGAGUACAUUAGUACACAAACAUAUUGACAUUAGUUUGACAUGGGCUGCAGAAUUGAUUUAUGAGAAUAUCUAACAAUGUGAUUUAUUCAAAGAAAAUGUUUUUUUUAUUUUUUAUGAUUGACCUUGAGAUGGAGAUUCAUACGGAUAUUGAGUGUCUUUA
This is a messenger RNA of Gasterosteus aculeatus aculeatus (three-spined stickleback), 1145 nucleotides long. It is a transcript of the gene prr13, whose product is annotated as proline rich 13. The record is from RefSeq and is a predicted model, not a curated record. Lineage: Eukaryota; Metazoa; Chordata; Actinopteri; Perciformes; Gasterosteidae.